AAUCGAAACAAUAUGGCGAUUGUUGACGAAGCUGUAGCCUAGUUGUCAAAGGAAUUAUAACACAGAAGUAUGUAUUUCCCAUUAGGAUGGCCGAAACGACUGAAGACGACAAAGGGACGAUGUCAGGCUAUAAACCAUAUUGUGAGCAGCUGUGAUCGAAUGCUUUUUGCUGUUAUAUCAGAGAGGGCUCUCAAUAUUUGGUACUCAAAGCCAUGUGUUCAGGUGGUGACCUUGACCUUGUCACAGAACCUUCUGUCGGAGGUGGGCACUCUGCGCAGAGGAGAAUGGAAGCCAGACUCGUCACUCAUUGCCAUCAUGACGGAGCACAACUGCGUGCUGUUCCUGAAGGUGGAGGUUGACACGUCCGUGGCCAACCAUCACUGCCUCUACGUCAUGCAGGAAGGGAAAGUUCCUGUGGCUCCCAAAAUCAACAUAAAUGGCAUCUUAGACAGUGACAGCGUCCCCGCUAUAAGACUGACCUACUUAGCCCACGUCAGUCUCCAGUCACACAUCUCCUGCUUCCUGUCGGUGAGAGAUGAGCUGGUGGUGGCCACAGAGGACGGCUGUCUCAACAGACUGCGCUGGACGGGCAACAAGAACGAGAAGGCCACGCUCCACCUCAAGGACAUCCCCAUCUCCACAGACCUGCAACAGUUCAGAGCGGCGCGCCUGUCGCACACGGACUGCCACGUGGUGGAGAUGGAGUACAGCCCCACGCUCGGCGGCUACAGCAUGGUGCUCUCCUCUGGCCGCGCUGUCUUCGUCAUCCCGCCAUCCAACAGGGGAGAGAAGACGACGGCCAACGGCGUGUGGGCUCAGGAGGUGAGCAACGCGUCCAGUGUGGCGGUCAACCACAGGUACAGACUCAUCGCCUUCGGAUGUCAGAGUUCCCCAGCGGCGCGCCUGUCGCACACGGACUGCCACGUGGUGGAGAUGGAGUACAGCCCCACGCUCGGCGGCUACAGCAUGGUGCUCUCCUCUGGCCGCGCUGUCUUCGUCAUCCCGCCAUCCAACAGGGGAGAGAAGACGACGGCCAACGGCGUGUGGGCUCAGGAGGUGAGCAACGCGUCCAGUGUGGCGGUCAACCACAGGUACAGACUCAUCGCCUUCGGAUGUCAGAGCGGUGACGGGAUUGUCUACCACCUUGAUGAAGCUGUGGGCGCCCUGGAGAUCUCGCACAAACUGGUCAUAUCAAGCAAGGAGUUCCCAGAUGCGGGCCUGAUCGCCGGCUCGGUGACCUGCAUGAAGUGGACGCCGGACGGCACAGCUCUGGCCCUGGCCUGGGCCAACGGAGGUCUGUCCCUGUGGAGUGUGUUUGGCUCGCUGCUGCUGUGCACGCUGGGCGGGGAUUACAGUCUGUCCACAGACACGGGAACGCUGUUCCCCCCUCCCAUCGUGUCGAUGGAGUGGGGCCUAGAAGGCUAUCACCUGUGGAUGGUCACGUGUCCGAGCAAAGCGUCCCGGGGCACGAAGACACGACACAACGACACCAACCACAAGCCCAACUUUGACACGGCGUCGGACGGACAGCACAACAGCAACAACAACAACGGCGCUGGGGACGUCGCCGAUGAUGAGGAGGAGGAGGAGGGUGAUGAUGAUGAGGGUGUCAAGGACAACCGGUUCAGGGAAGAGAAAGAGCAGCCGCUGUCGACGAACCUGAUUCAGUUCCAGUUUUUGAAGAGUGCUCUGACGGUGAAUCCGUGCACGAGCAACCAUGAGCACGUGUUCCUCCAAGGCGAGGACAAGCUGUACAUGAGCACGGGGGACACCAUGUCACGUGGGUCCUCACAGACGCACAACCUCCGCGGCAGCUCGGCCUCCAUCAACUCCAGCCACGGCUACAUCGGCAACAAGCAGUGGCAAGUCAUCCCCAUCUCGCACAGCUACCUGGCCUCUAACUGGCCCAUACGGUACGCCUCGGUGGACCGGGCGGGCCAGUGCGUGGCGGUGGCUGGCAAGACAGGCUUCGCUCACUACGCUCUGUUCAGUCGCAAGUGGAAGCUCUUCGGCAACGAGACACAGGAGAGAGACAUGGUGGUCUCGGGCGGGAUCACCUGGUGGAAAGAUUUCGUCUGCCUGGCCUGUUUCAACAUUCAGGGACAGCGCGACGAGAUCCGGUGCUACCCUCGCACGUGUAAACUGGACAACACGUUCUCCCAGGUGGUGCGCGUCCAGUCGCAGGUGCUGCUGCUCAACACGUUCCGAGACAUCCUCAUUGUGUUCUGCGCCGACAGCCACGUGGCCAUGUUCAGUCUGGAGAGGAAGAACACGCAGCCCAUAGGUGGCAAGCUGAUGCCGUCGGCCAAGGAGGCGGAGUCUAUGCUGGUCAACGUGUCGGGGAAGCUGCUAAUGUUCCAGCGAGACCGCUCGGGGCCGCAGAUCAAGGAGGAGAAGAACAAACCGCGGGCUCUCCCGUUCUGCAACCCGUCUGUGGUAGCGACGUCGGUGGAGAACCUGUGGACCACCACGCGGGCCAACGUAGGCAAGAUACAGCUGAUGGAAGCCAUGUGGCUGGGCUGUGGUUCCCACGGCAUGAAGGUGUGGUUACCGUUGUUCCCUCGAGAUGAAGGAAAAGCCCACAACUUUAUGUCCCGGAGGAUCAUGCUGCCCUUCAGAGUAGACAUCUACCCACUCGCUGUGCUGUUUGAAGACGCUGUGAUCCUCGGGGCAGCUUGCGACGUGGUCUCGUACACGCUGUCCUCGUCCGCUCCCACAAACUCCGAUAUGCCAUUUUGUACACUGGAAAGAACUAGUCAAAUUUAUCUUCAUCAUAUUCUUAGACAACUACUCAGAAGAAACCUUGGUGUGAAUGCCCUUGACCUUGCUCGUAGCUGCACGGAGCUGACCUACUUCCCCCACGUGCUGGAGCUUCUGCUGCAUGAGGUGUUGGAGGCUGAGGCCACGUCGAAGGAGCCCAUCCCAGAUCCUCUGUUGCCGAGGGUCGUGGCCUUCAUCCAAGAGUUCCCAGAAUUCCUGCAGACGAUCGUGCACUGUGCGCGUAAGACGGAAGUUGCUCUGUGGCCGUACCUCUUCUCCACCGUCGGAAAUCCCAAAGAUUUGUUUGAGGAGUGUUUGAUCAACAAGAACCUGGAGACGGCGGCCACUUACCUCAUCAUCUUACAGAACCUGGAGAAGCCAAUCGUCAGUCGGCAGCACGCGACAAUUCUCCUGGAUUCAGCUCUGGACCAGGGCUCCUGGGAACUCUGCAGGGAUUUGGUUCGAUUCCUCAAAGCUAUUGAUUCCUCCGACGCCGUUGACUCGCCCAUCGCCAUACCCUCGAUGACGAACCCCAUCUCCCUGCGCUCGGGGUCAGGCACGUACCCCGCCUUCUCAGCCAGCCCCCCACUGUCUCCGACCGGUCACUAUGGCAACGUGUCCAACGUGGGCCGCAUGAGGACGGCCAGCAUCGCCGAGCCCCGCGACAUGAACUGGCCAGCCAAGGAGAAGGCCAAACAGACAAUGUCCGACUCGCUCAUCAGCGCUGGAAAGAGGCUGGUCGACUGGCCGUCCAAACCCAAACAGGCAGAGCCGACAGCGGAGCAGGUGUACAUCGACAUGAUCCUGUGUCGUCACGCUCGCAAACUGCUGGCCUCCAAUCAGAUCAGGACGCUGGGCUACUUCUCUGCCAACAUGGAGGACUUCCACCUGGUGUCCUGGCUCAAGAGAGAACGGGUGCGUGCGGGGAAGGUAGAGGACUUUGUCACAGGUCUGCGGGACAUCCACGCCCAGUUUGAGUGGCCCAUGCCCGUCCUGUCCUCCAGCGCUCUACAUCAGCUCAAGAAGUCGCACGCCGCGUCGUCGUCAUCGCUGUCCUCCUCCCUGCUCGACGAUGAUCUGCUGGGCCCGGCGGGCGACCACAUGUCGAGUCUGUCCUGCAGCGAGCCCACGCUGGUGCCCACCGCGGCCCACGAGAUGGCCAGCCCCGCCCUCCGGCACCAGCUGUCGGAGCAGGUCCUCUCGCAGGUCGCCUCUGACGAGAUCGUUCUCCGGCCGCAGUACUUGAGGACUGACGAGAGCAGCCUGGCGACCAUCGAGAUCUCGGACUCGAGCUCCCUGCUGGGCGACUACGAGGUGGUGAACGAGGCGGUGCUGGGCACGGACGCUCAGCUCACGCUGGACAUUGAGGGGAUGUCGCAGGAGGUGGCCACGCACCGCGGGCCCGAGCAGGCUCAUCUGGAGUUGGAGUACCUGCUGCACAUCAUGACGGAGGCGGGUUGCCUGGAGUGGGCGCUCAUCCUGGCCAUCGUGCUGCGGGACGCCAUGGCGGUGGUGCGAGUGGUCAACACGGCCAGCCUGACCGAGACGCCGCUGGACAUGGUGGCCCGCAUGAGGGAGGGGCUCAGCUUCCUGGAGCUCUGGGCAGACACGGAGUGCCUGGGCUACAAACCGUUCUUCCAAACAAUCCGCAAGGAGAUCGCCGUGUUGAGUAAGCUGGUGGAGACGUCUGCCGCACCGAGCCUCAGUCUGGACGUGUCGGGGUCGUCGGCCGAUAGCCAAUCCGUGGAGGAGGGCAACAUGUCGCCGGGCGUACAGUCGAUUCGUUCAGACGUUGACUCGCUUAUAGACGAGCAGGAGAAGACGGCCCAGUUGAAGGGCAGCGAGUGUCGACUGUCUUGAUGAUGGGCCCAACGUUAGCGACGAUGAAUUAUGUUUUUGCUCCUCAUAUCAUUCAAGCCUCCGUUGUUGCGGCCACGUUGGAAGACGCGUGAGGCGCCAUGAGAAGAAACCUUGUUGUGCGCGCCGGGCAUUCAACGAGCAGAUUUCUUCUUCCACCGUUACUUUUGGCGGCUCGAGCGAACAACCCGCUAGAAACUGUCUCAAGUUCCUCUCAGCUGACGCUCCAUACUGGAGUCCGUGACCAGUGGCUGUUGAAACGCCUGUGGUCGGUGUAUGUGUAGUACACAAGGAUCCAGUUUGUUUAAAUUCAAGUCAGCGGAUUCUUUGGUGCAGGAGGUGAGCAGCAUGCAUUUACCAUGAACAGCCAGUGUAAGACUAGAAAGUCAGCAGCGAAAGGACGUGGCCUCUGUAUGCCACAGAGAAAGCAAUCGGUUGAUCAAAAGUAAGAGAGAUGUUCAGAUGUGUUGUUUUAAUCAAGUCCUGAUUGUGCAGAUGUGGAGGUGGCCCUCUCGUGGCUAUACACACAACUUUGUGCUUUCACCGGGGAUGGUGAGCAGGUGGAUAGUUUGUGAGCUCUUCUGUUACCCUGGUGGCCCCAAAUUUAAUUAACAGUCCCACCCAUUGAGCAAUGACUGUGUGGUUCAGCAACAACCCGCUAAAGUCGGUUGAGAUUUCGGUAACAACGAGCUGGCGGGCUUUGCCGUGUGAACGAGUUCCCAUCGCUUGGGUCAGGCUUCAAGGCUUGGCUGUGGUGCAUGCUGGGUGCCACUUCCCAUCGUACAUUGUAAAAGCAUGAUAGCAGGAUAGGCAACUAGAUCUGACUAUUGUAGAAAUAUUUUUAGUUUAACUGUGGAGUAGAGUAUUUAUAGAGGUGGCGGUGAGGUGCGGUGUAUUCUUCUGGGCAUACAAUUUGGAAGCUGAUAAAAGAUGUGAUGAAAGGGAAAAUGUCUGAGUGAAUUUUGGGAGACUGCCUUGAUCGGGAAAAUGUCCAAGUGAAUUUUAGAAGACUGCCUUGAUCGGGAAAAUGUCAAAGUGAAUUUUGGGAGACUGUUUUGAAGGGGAAAAUGUUCAAGUGAAUUUUGGGAGACUGUUUUGAAGGGGAAAAUGUUCAAGUGAAUUUUGGGAGACUGUCUUGAACAGGACAAUGACCAAGUGAAUUUUGGAAGACUGCCUUGAUCGGGAAAAUGUCAAAGUGAAUUUUGGGAGACUGUCUGUGAAAAUGUGUAAGUGAAUCUUGGGAGAAAACCAGUGUGUUGUUGUGACUGUAGGCAUUUACAAUUUCUCCUGACCAUGUCUCAUAAUUGAUUUCGAUAUAUUAUAGUGUCAGAUAUUAUUUUUUCAUAGAACAAGUUUUACUUUUACAAGCGCAUGAACCAUCAGUGCAAUUUUAUGGCUCACCUUCAUGGUCACAGUAAGACCAGAGCAUAAAUAUUCAUAUAUUCAUGAACUGUUUUAGUGAGAAAAAAUAAAUUCUUAUGAGUACUAUUAUUAGCAUUAUUUCCACUUAUGACCAAAGACAAAAUAAAUCCUCAUGAAUGUACAAAAAACUGCUGUGCAGGAUUUGGCGUGCCAAUCGUCGUAGACUGAGUAGGCCUCUGCUCUUCAAUGUGUUGUUACUUCUCUCGGCACAGAUUGUAAAUACACGUUCUUAGAUGUGCUUAGUGUGUAGUUUGUGAGUGUGUGGUAUCUAGUGCAAAAAAAAUAAUGAAUGCGUCGUCAGAGGCAUAUUAUUGUGAUAAAUUAUGAUUUAAACAUUGGUUGGUGGGGGGAGGGAGGGAGGGGAUAUUGUUGCGGAUUUUUUGUUGGUUUCUACUGAUGACGUAUCCAGUUUAGAUAAUUCAGAAGUUAUUCACGCUCUAAGCGACACACUUGGACACCCAAAAAAGCCGG
Aplysia californica (California sea hare) is the source of this 6510-nucleotide messenger RNA. Its product is annotated as guanine nucleotide exchange factor subunit RIC1. The transcript has 31 exons. The record is from RefSeq and is a predicted model, not a curated record. Gene Ontology annotation, cellular component: Ric1-Rgp1 guanyl-nucleotide exchange factor complex; cytosol; Golgi membrane. The coding region runs from base 70 to 4620 and encodes 1516 amino acids. Lineage: Eukaryota; Metazoa; Mollusca; Gastropoda; Aplysiida; Aplysiidae. Gene Ontology annotation, biological process: retrograde transport, endosome to Golgi; intracellular protein transport. Gene Ontology annotation, molecular function: protein binding.